This is a messenger RNA of Drosophila miranda, 867 nucleotides long. RefSeq names its product salivary glue protein Sgs-3-like. The coding region runs from base 87 to 641 and encodes 184 amino acids. Lineage: Eukaryota; Metazoa; Arthropoda; Insecta; Diptera; Drosophilidae. The transcript has 2 exons. The record is from RefSeq and is a predicted model, not a curated record.
AGGUACCUAUAAAAGGGGCAGACUCCACCAAGGAAGGCAUCAGUUCGUGGCAUCUCCUCACCUGACAAGUCAAUUUAAACACUAGCAUGAAGCUGUCCAUUGCCAUCAUCGCGAGCAUCCUGCUCAUCAGCUUGGCCGAUCUUGCCACUGGCUCGUCGUGUGGAUGCACGGCAACAACAACACCAAAGCCAUGCACGACAACACCAAAGCCAUGCACGACAACACCAAAGCCAUGCACGGCAACAACUCCCAAGCCAACAACUCCGAAGCCAACAACUCCCAAGCCAACAACUCCCAAGCCAACAACUCCCAAGCCAACAACUCCGAAGCCAACAACUCCCAAGCCAACAACUCCCAAGCCAACAACUCCCAAGCCAACAACUCCCAAGCCAACAACUCCCAAGCCAACAACUCCUAAGCCAACAACUUCCAAGCCAUCAACCACUCGCAAGACUACAAAAGCCACCAAGCCGACAAAACCCACCAAGAAGCCUUCAUGCGGCGCCUGCGGUCCUGGUGGUGAUGCCUGCCAGGGAUGCCCAUCCCAGGAGAAGCUCUGCCAGGAACUGAUCAACACUGUGCGCAUCCUUGAGCGCAAGAUCCGCCAGUGCGUGUGCGGUCAAAAGGACUGGACGUUGUAAGGUGGAUCAGCCUUACACCCUACUCCCGGUUGUGAUGUGUGAUUUGUGAUUCGAUCCCUGCCAGGCCUUUGGCGGGGACGGCGCUCGCCCUGGACUAUGAUUUCGACCCAAUUGUUAUGUUUUCAUCAAUUCAUGUUGUUAAAGUUGACUUUUUAUAGAUAAUAAACCCGUGCGGAAAGCUGUCUUCGGUCGGCUUCCAAUCGUUCAUCCUGUUGCAAAAAUUUAA